Momordica charantia (bitter melon) is the source of this 692-nucleotide messenger RNA. Its product is annotated as glycine-rich protein. The record is from RefSeq and is a predicted model, not a curated record. Lineage: Eukaryota; Viridiplantae; Streptophyta; Magnoliopsida; Cucurbitales; Cucurbitaceae.
UCGAGAGAGAGAGAGAAAUGGUGAAGAUUUACGUCUUCGUCGUCCUUGCAGCGUUUGUUCUACUGGUCGUACAUGCAAGCGGCCGCCACGUUCCAGGUCAUGACCGCAGCGACGACAAAGACCAAACCCUAGAACUGGCACCGACACCGGUGGCAGACCCGCCGAGCAGCGGUGGUGUCCGCGAGCAAAAGCAAAUCAUCUUUGGUGGGGUUGGAGGUUUUGCAGGGAUGGGUGGCUUUGUUGGAGGGUUGUUUCCACAUCUUGGCUUUGGCGGGGUUGGUGGCAUCGGCAAGUUCGGCGGAAUUGGUGGUGGAACCGGGAUCAUCCCCGGCGGCGUCGGCGGCAUAGGCGGCGUAGGUGGCGGAGCUGGCGGCGUCGGCGGCGGAGUUGGCGGUGUAGGCGGCGGCCUGCCAUUUCCUUGAGCACUUGUUUCCGUUAUUGGAAUACAUCGAUCCGCCGCCGUGUGAUUCCAUAAUGUGAUCUAUGUUAUUGUGUAUUUUGUCAUGUCUGGUUUCUUAAAAUUCAUGCAGAAAAAUAGUUUUUCCUAAAAUUUUUGCAGCAAUUUCAAUUUCUUUUUAUGGUUUGGUUUGUGUGUGGAGUGAUCUAAAAUUUGUUAUAACUACGUGCAGCUCACGGAUCUAGAAUUCUUAUUUAGGAAAUUUUAUAUAAAGUUCAGUAAAUAUGUUCAGUCA